AUGGCUCAAUCUGAUAGCUAUGAAUCAACCUCCGCAAGACAAGAUGCACACCUUGGAACCUCCAAGGAAAGUGCUCGUGUCAACACAAUACCAGAUGCCCGUAUCAGUGAGUCUGAGUAUCCGGAAGGUGGUCGAGAGGCAUGGCUCGUUGUUCUGGGAGGUUGGUUUGGCUUGUUCUGUACAUUCGGCCUCGUCACCUGCGUAGGCGUCUUCCUCGAGUACUACCAGACUGGGCCCCUCAACCAGUACAGCUCCAGCAGCAUCAGUUGUAUCACAAGCAUGCAGGUCUUUUUUCAAGUUGGCGGCUCAGCAGUGUGGGGUCGUGUCCAAAUUCCUAUGGCCCGCGAUGGCUACUCUUUGUCGGCACGGAUGUGUAAUAUUUCGGCUUGA
Messenger RNA from Fusarium sp. VM40, 390 nucleotides. The record is from the annotation of a GenBank genome assembly. Lineage: Eukaryota; Fungi; Ascomycota; Sordariomycetes; Hypocreales; Nectriaceae.